CCCCCUUUUCCGGGUCCUGGUUAGGUCCACCGGGCGCAUGCGCCGCCGCAGGUUGGAGGCUCGCGGCUCCGUCUUCCGGCCUCCCCUCCCUCCUCCUGGCCGGCACCGGCACGGAGCCCCUAGCGGGUGACCUGCGACCCCGGAAGUGGACUUCAGGAUCCCGGGACUGUCCUCCCCCGGUCCGCAGCCCAGGGACCCCGUCGCUCCCACUGCCCCACGCCCACCUCUGGAUGCCGCCAACGGGUGGCCGGCCCGUGCCCCGCGCCCGCCUGCCGACUGGGUCCCUCGGAACCUUGCUGGGCCAGGGGUGCGGGCCCGGACCCCGCCCCUGAUGCGGCCGCAGCCCCGCGCCCCGUCCUCUUGAGCCGGGCCCGCACCCUCGCCCCGCCGAGCUGCCGCUGCUCCCCCGCCUUGGACGGGGGAGGCCAUGGCGUGAGCGCCCAGGCCAAGCCCCGGGGCCCUCGGGCGCCAGGCGGGGCAUGGGCCGGGGGCCGCCCCCAUGAGGGUCCCGGGCGUGGGGCAGCAGCUGCGGGGCCAUGGGGUCUCAGGUGCUGCAGAUCCUGCGCCAGGGGGUGUGGGCCUCACUCACCGGCGGCUGGUUCUUCGACCCGCACCAGAGCACCUUCUCCAACUGCUUCCAUCUCUACGUGUGGAUCUUCCUGCUCACGUUCCCCUUCCUGCUGUACAUGGUCCUGCCCCCCAGCCUGAUCGUUGCCGGCGUGUACUGCCUCGUGGUGGGUGUCAUCUUCGCCACCAUCAAAACGGUGAAUUACCGGCUGCACGCCAUGUUCGACCAGGGCGAGAUUGUGGAAAAACACAACUCCACAGCCGGGGAGCCUGAGGAGGAAGCCGCCCAGGGAGACAGCAGUCCGCCUCGGGACCCUGGAGUGGAGAUGACUGUGUUUCGGAAAGUGAGUUCCACGCCGCCGGUCCGCUGCAGUUCCCAGCAUUCCAUCUUCGGCUUCAACCAGGUGUCGGAGUUGCUGCCCCGGAUGGAGGAUGCCGGAGCACUCAGAGACAUCAAGGAGCUGGUGCGCGAGCAGGGCAACAACAACGUGACCGUGACCUCAGCUGACCGGGAGAUGCUCAAGUUGAACUCGCAGGAGAAGCUCAUUGGCGACCCUCCCCACAUGCCCCCGGGGACCGUCCCGCACCCCUCGCUGCCCAGCACGGACUCCUCAGAGCGGUCCCCUCUGGCUGAUGAUGGAGCCCCAUGGAGCGGGAGCAGCGUGGCGGACACCCCCAUGAGCCCCUUACUGAAAGGGAGCCUGAGCCAGGAGUUGACCAAGAGCUUCCUGACGCUGACCCGCUCUGACCGGGCCCUGGCAAGGACCAGCAGCGGCCGGGAGCUGCGCCUGGGGGCUGCUGGCAGUGGUGGCUACCAACUCCUCCACCGCCGAGGCUCAGGUGACCCCACGCCUCGCAAAGCUGGCUCCUCCGACUCCUGCUUCAGUGGUACUGACCGGGAGACGUUGAGCAGCUUCAAGAGCGAGAAGACCAAUUCCACCCACCUGGACAGUCCGCCAGGCGGGCAGGCCCCAGAGGGCAGCGACACGGACCCACCUUCCGAGGCUGAGCUGCCCGCCUCCCCCGAUGCAGGGGUCCCUUCCGAUGACACACUGCGCUCCUUUGACACGGUCAUUGGGGCUGGGACGCCACCAGGCCCUGCCGAGCCACUCCUGGUUGUGCGGCCGAAGGACCUGGCCCUGCUGAGGCCCAGCAAGCGGCGGCCACCUUUGCGGAGACACUCCCCGCCGGGCCGAGUGCCCCGGCACCCCCUGCUAGAGGCCGGCAGCUUCUUUGAGGACGAAGACACGAGCGAGGGCAGUGGGUUAAGCCCAGCCUCCAGCCUGCGCUCCCAGCGCCGUUACAGUACCGACAGCUCCUCUUCCACAUCCUGCUGCUCUCCUGAGAGUUCCCAGGGCGCAGCUGGGGCACCCCGGAAGCGGCGGGCCCCUCAUGGGGCUGAGGAGGGGACGGCGGUGCCCCCCAAGCGGCCUUAUGGGACUCAGCGGACACCCAGUACUGCCAGCGCCAAAACCCAUGCUCGCGUGCUCAGCAUGGACGGAGCUGGUGGUGACGUCCUCAAAGCACCCCUGGCCAGCUCCAAGGCAGAGCUGGAGUCCCAGGCAGGGCUGGAGCUGUCUGCCGGCGAGCCGGCUGAGCUGCCGGCCGAGGCCCGCAGGGGCCCUGCUGCCAACCAGCCCGGUUGGCGCGGGGAGCUACAAGAGGAAGGCGCCGUGGGGGGAGCUGAGGAGAGUGGCAAGCGGGGCCGCUCCAGCAGCGUGAGGCGGGCACAGGCCAUCCGACGGCGCCAUAAUGCCGGAAGCAACCCCACCCCACCAGCCUCCGUCAUGGGCUCGCCCCCCAGCAGCCUGCAGGAGGCUCCGCGGGGCCGGGCCGCCUCGCACUCGCGUGCACUGACGCUGCCCUCCGCCCUGCACUUCGCCUCCUCGCUGCUGCUCACCCGUGCUGGGGCCAGUGUGCACGAAGCCUGCACAUUCGACGACACCUCUGAGGGCGCCGUGCACUACUUCUAUGACGAGAGUGGUGUGCGGCGCUCUUACACCUUUGGCCUGGCUGGAGGCGGCUAUGAAAACCCUGUGGGGCAGCAGGCAGAGCAGGCAGCAAACGGAGCCUGGGACCGUCAGUCUCACUCCUCCAGCUUCCACUCGGCUGACGUGCCUGAGGCCACAGGUGGCCACAACCUGCUGCAGCCCCGGCCUGUGGUCUUACAGGGCAUGCAGGUGCGCCGGGUGCCCCUGGAGAUCCCGGAGUUGGACCUGCUGGACCAGGACUGCCUGCACGAAUCCCAGGAGCAGACGCUGAUGGAGGAAGCCCCGCCCCGUGCCCAGCACAGCUACAAGUACUGGCUGCUUCCGGGCCGCUGGACCUCCGUGCGCUAUGAGCGGCUCGCCCUGCUGGCCCUGCUGGACCGGACUCGGGGUGUGGUGGAGAACAUCUUUGGUGUGGGCCUGAGCAGCCUGGUCGCCUUCCUGGGCUACCUGCUGCUGCUCAAGGGCUUCUUCACUGACAUCUGGGUCUUCCAGUUCUGCCUGGUCAUCGCCUCCUGCCAGUACUCCCUGCUCAAGAGUGUCCAGCCUGAUGCUGCAUCUCCCAUGCACGGCCACAACUGGGUGAUCGCGUACAGCCGGCCCGUCUACUUCUGCAUCUGCUGCCUGCUCAUCUGGCUGCUGGACGCCCUGGGCUCUGCGCAGCCCUUCCCGCCUGUCUCUCUCUAUGGCCUCACACUCUUCUCUGCCUCCUUCUUCUUCUGUGCCCGAGACGUGGCCACCGUGUUCACUUUGUGCUUCCCGUUCGUUUUCCUGCUGGGCCUCCUGCCCCAGGUCAACACCUGCCUCAUGUACCUGCUGGAACAGAUAGAUAUGCAUGGCUUUGGGGGCACAGCUGCCACCAGCCCCCUCACGGCCGUCUUCAGCCUCGCCCGCAGCCUGCUGGUCGCUGCCCUGCUGUAUGGCUUUUGCCUUGGGGCCAUUAAGUCUCCUUGGCCCGAACAGCACGUGCCCGUUCUCUUCUCAGUCUUCUGUGGCCUCCUGGUGGCGCUGUCCUACCACCUGAGCCGGCAGAGCAGCGACCCCACCGUGCUCUGGUCUCUAAUCCGGAGCAAGAUGUUCCCGGAGCUGGAGGAGCGCAGCUUGGAGACAGCCCGGGCUGAGCCCCCAGACCCCCUGCCGGACAAGAUGCGCCAAUCAGUGCGGGAGGUCCUGCACUCCGAUCUGGUGAUGUGUGUGUUGAUUGCCGUCCUCACCUUCGCCAUCAGCGCCAGCACUGUCUUCAUCGCCCUGAAGUCGGUGCUGGCUUUCGUGCUGUAUGCGCUGGCAGGGGCCGUGGGCUUCUUCACACACUACUUGCUGCCGCAGCUCCGCAAGCAGCUGCCCUGGUUCUGCCUCUCCCAGCCAGUGCUGAAGCCUCUGGAGUACAGCCAGUACGAAGUGCGCGGUGCUGCCCAGGUGAUGUGGUUCGAGAAGCUGUACGCAGGCCUGCAGUGUGUGGAGAAGUACCUCAUCUACCCUGCGGUGGUGCUCAACGCCCUCACGGUGGACGCCCACACUGUCGUCAGCCACCCGGACAAGUUCUGCCUGGACUGCCGGGCCCUGCUGAUGACUGUGGCUGGGCUGAAGCUGCUGCGCUCAGCCUUCUGCUGCCCGCCCCAGCAGUACCUGACCUUGGCCUUCACUGUGCUGCUCUUUCACUUCGACUACCCGCGCCUCUCCCAGGGCUUUCUGCUCGACUACUUCCUCAUGUCCCUGCUCUGCAGCAAGCUGUGGGACCUACUGUACAAGCUGCGCUUCGUGCUCACCUACAUCGCGCCCUGGCAGAUCACCUGGGGCUCGGCUUUCCACGCCUUUGCCCAGCCCUUUGCCGUGCCCCACUCGGCCAUGCUCUUCGUCCAGGCCCUGCUGUCUGGACUCUUCUCCACACCGCUCAACCCCCUGCUGGGCAGCGCUGUCUUCAUCAUGUCCUAUGCCCGGCCCCUCAAGUUCUGGGAGCGUGAUUAUAACACUAAGCGUGUAGAUCAUUCCAACACCCGCCUUGUCACCCAGCUGGACCGGAACCCUGGCGCCGAUGACAACAACCUCAACUCCAUCUUCUACGAGCACUUGACGCGCUCGCUGCAGCACACACUGUGUGGUGACCUGGUGCUGGGCCGCUGGGGCAACUACGGCCCAGGCGAUUGCUUCGUGCUGGCCUCUGACUAUCUCAACGCCCUGGUGCAUCUCAUCGAGGUUGGCAAUGGCCUCAUCACCUUCCAGCUGCGUGGCCUUGAGUUCCGGGGCACCUAUUGCCAGCAGCGGGAGGUGGAGGCCAUCACCGAGGGCGUGGAGGAGGACGAGGGCUGCUGCUGCUGCGAGCCCGGCCACCUGCCACGGGUCCUGUCCUUCAACGCGGCCUUCGGGCAGCGCUGGCUGGCUUGGGAGGUGACGGCCAGCAAGUAUGUGCUGGAAGGCUACAGCAUCAGCGACAACAACGCCGCCUCCAUGCUACAGGUCUUUGACCUCCGCAAGAUCCUUAUCACCUACUAUGUCAAGAGCAUCAUCUACUACGUGAGCCGCUCCCCGAAGCUGGACUCCUGGCUGAGCCACGAGGGCAUCGCCACCGCCCUGCGGCCCGUGCGGGCCCCCGGCUACGCAGACUCGGACCCCACCUUCUCACUGAGCGUGGACGAGGACUACGACCUCCGCCUCUCGGGCCUCUCGCUGCCCUCUUUCUGCGCCGUGCACCUGGAGUGGAUCCAGUACUGUGCCUCCCGGCGUGGCCAGCCCGUGGAGCAGGACUGGCACUCUCCCCUCGUCACGCUGUGUUUCGGCCUGUGUGUGCUUGGCCGCCGCGCUCUGGGGACUGCGGCCCACAGCAUGUCUGCGAGCCUGGAGCCCUUCCUGUACGGCCUGCACGCCCUGUUCAAGGGCGACUUCCGCAUUACCUCCCCCCGAGAUGAGUGGGUCUUUGCCGACAUGGACCUGUUGCACCGUGUGGUGGCACCUGGUGUCCGCAUGGCUCUGAAGCUUCACCAGGACCAUUUCACAUCCCCGGAUGAGUAUGAAGAGCCGGCGGCCCUGUACGAUGCCAUUGCGGCCAACGAAGAGCGGCUGGUCAUCUCCCACGAGGGUGACCCCGCCUGGCGCAGUGCCAUCCUCAGUAACACUCCCUCCUUGCUGGCACUGCGCCACGUCAUGGACGACGCCUCAGACGAGUACAAGAUCAUCAUGCUCAACCGGCGCCACCUUGGCUUCCGGGUCAUCAAGGUGAACCGGGAGUGUGUGCGCGGCCUGUGGGCAGGGCAGCAGCAGGAGCUGGUGUUUCUGCGCAACCGCAAUCCCGAGCGAGGCAGCAUCCAGAAUGCCAAGCAGGCGCUGCGCAACAUGAUCAACUCCUCCUGUGACCAGCCACUCGGCUACCCCAUCUACGUCUCGCCACUCACCACCUCGCUGGCUGGCAGCCACCCGCAGCUGCGUGCGCUGUGGGGUGGGCCCAUCAGCCUGGGCGCCAUCGCGCACUGGCUGCUGCGCAGCUGGGAGAGGCUGCAUAAAGGCUGCGGUGCUGGCUGUAACAGCGGCGGGAAUGUGGACGACUCGGACUGUGGUGGGGGCGGCGGCCUGACGUCCCUCAGCAGUAACCCCCCCUUGACACAUCCCACGCCUGAAAACACAGCAGGUGGUGGUGACCAGCUCCUCCCAGCGGGCCCUGGCUGGGCGCCGCAGUCAGUCGUGAACACCCCUGGCUCUGGGGACGCACGGGCGCCCCCUCUGCUGCAGUGGCCUCCCCCUCCCCUGCCUGGCCCGCCCCCUGCCUCCCCUGCCCCCACCGAGGGCCCCCGCCCCUCGCGGCCCCCUGGCCCUGGCCCAGGCCCCGUCAGUUCUGAGGGACCCAGUGGGAAGUGGAGCCUCGGGGGCCAGAAGGGGCUGGGGGGAUCCGACGGGGAGCCAGCCUCAGGGAGCCCCAGAGGAGGCACCCCCAAAUCUCAGGCGCCUCCAGGCCUCAGCCUCAGCCAGGUCACCAGCGCCGAGGCCUCGCCACCCAGAGCAGCCCUGGGUGGGCCCUGUCCGGACAGCAGCGUCCCUGAGGGUGGCACGCCCCCGGGGGCUCCUGCCGAUUGGUCAGCCGCAGCCGAGGAACGUGAGAGUCCGGCUGCCCAGCCCUUGCUGGAGCACCAGUACUAAGUAGCUGAGUCCCUGUUGGACGCGUUCCCAGGACCCAGGGACCCGGA
Ochotona princeps (American pika) is the source of this 6727-nucleotide messenger RNA. It is a transcript of the gene PCNX3, whose product is annotated as pecanex 3. The transcript is spliced from 35 exons. Gene Ontology annotation, cellular component: membrane. Lineage: Eukaryota; Metazoa; Chordata; Mammalia; Lagomorpha; Ochotonidae. Bases 537 to 6680 code for a protein of 2047 amino acids. The record is from RefSeq and is a predicted model, not a curated record.